Messenger RNA from Porites lobata, 14056 nucleotides. Lineage: Eukaryota; Metazoa; Cnidaria; Anthozoa; Scleractinia; Poritidae. The record is from the annotation of a GenBank genome assembly.
AUGUUAUUUUCUGGAUUUCUCCGUAGAUACAUUCACACAUCAAACCUUGGACUUCGCUUAGAAUGCUGUCUGCUGUCCGCUACCUUUUUCAAGGUUUUACUUACAUUUUGGAUUUGCUAUUAGGCUGUUAAAUAUUAAACGGGUUACAAGGUAUAAAUUCUGAAGAAGUGUCUAAUGGCCGGCCUUUCUUGCAGCAAGAGACAAUAGUUUCUAUCGUUGUCCUUUCCAGUGGACCUUAUUCACGCUACCCGCCAUCUGUGGAAACGCUUUAGAAUUGAUAAGAUAAAAGCAAUGACACGUGGUAUUCCAGGGGGCAAACAAGUGAUAAUAUUUGCCAAUACAAAUAAUCGCGGUGGAAUUUAUUUAUUUUCUCAAAACGAGGUGACGAUUUUAGUGUUGCAAAAUGCACAAGACCCAGUUCCUGAAAGGCCGAUUAGCGCUAAUCCAGGAUUAAAAUUUGGUUCCACUUUUUGUAUUUACUUUCCUACGUAUUGCUUAGAGUAACAUUUUGAGUUAUCAUAACUAUAUCUCGGAGUAAAGGCUCAACCGCAUGUUGUAAGCUCGAGUUGCAUGUUCGUGCUUAAAUUUUGGCUUAAUCUUGGGUUAAACGUAACUAUCUUUAUUUUCUAGCAACCGGGCCCAGCUCGAGUUUCGGCACGUUUUACGUCUUUGUUGCGUGCUGUGAGGACAUUUGCAGUCGAACUGCAUCCGAAAAAUUAAAGUAACAAUGAUCACCUCCACCCACAAUUUGCUAUAAACAAACUUGAACACGAUAACUUGUAUUGGCAGAUUUUAUCAUUUGUUUGCCCCUUAAUUAACCACGUGACAUUGCUUCCAUUCUCUAUUGAUGGCGGGUAUUGUGAAAAAGGUCUAUUGAGAAGGCAUUAUAACCUUCAAGCAAAACAACUCCCUUAACCCAUUAACUAAAAACAACAACAAUCUUCAAAAGAGUCUCUUGGAGUUAGUCUAGGAAUUGGACAUCUUGUUAUGAGACCGCGUGCUGUUCCUUUGUGUGCCUUCUCACAUUAAUAUCUGAUAGAGACCAGGAACCUAUUACCUCCCCCACACCCUGCCUCCUCUAUAGAUACCAAAUUAUCUUAACCUCGGUCCUUAAGGGGGAACCUGAAAUACUCAGACUGUCUUCUAUUUCCAGGCCUUGUUCUGUUCUUCCCUUCCCCACCCUACAGCGGACAAGGAUUACGCCUUAUAUGAGGUGACAGGAUGCGAAGUGGCGGAGCUGGUACCCGGUAUUGAUCUUCUGUCCGAGGCCUUCAGAAGUAACGGACGAACAAUACUGGCCGCGUUGAGAUGGGUCACUGAAGAACUGGCCCGAGCACGUUACCUAGUCACAGUGAGUCUUUCUAUAUAAAGUACCCAUCGAUAAAAUAGAUGUUAUAACAGUCAUUCCAGGUCAAGCGUAACCCCACAGAUUUUUUUAAUGAAUUCAUUAUUUGAACAAACAUUGAAUCCGUUUGUUGCUGGUAAUAUCAGAUUCAUGUGUUUAUUCUUGCAUGCUUAAUAAGCAGUGAAUUUACUUGCGAGGUAGUUAAGAUUUGUCUCAUCUCAACUCUCUUUUUCAACCUGCCAGUGAUAGAAACGUCUUCGUGGGUCCUUUUUUUUUUCUCAAGUUGACCGAACACAGAGAAGUUGUAUUCUAAUAUUCACUUCUCAUUAUGCAUGAGAGAACGCACAAAGGACUAACGGACUCAAGUGCUCAGUUCAGUGAUAGAAUCUAAGUUGAAAGCUUGACAUGGCUUGGCCGAAAUUCUCAUCCCAAGGUUAUAAUUUGUUAGUAUAUGCUGAAGAGGUCGUGGUGUUGAUUACUAUUUGUACUACUUGAAUUAUGACAAUGGCUUUUACUCUUUUCUAGGUUCUUCCAUUGAUUACCCUGUGCCUGUACUUCACGACACACGUGUCACGUGAUCUACAAAGAUCAGUGGACAUAAGAAUACUCAAAGUAAGUAAUUCUGUGCAUAUCAUCCACACUAGCGGCAUACCAACGUAAAGGCUACAUCAUGUGGCCACGCGUGGCUGUCAUGUCUAGGGAAACAGCGUGAUCAUGAUAAUGGUAUUGCCUAAUCCGCGAGACCUGAAGUAUUUAAUGCUGAACGAAUCACUACACGCCUCAGUACAGAAGUUGUACAGCCGAAUCUUUGGUGACGUCAUUGUUUACAUUUUUGCCAUGAGCAUACGCGUUAACCCAUAGAAGACAUCAACCUAUGCACAAAUUAAAUUCAAAAGUUGAAAGAAUUUGUUAAUUUGUGGAAUUUUCAGCUCUUUGCAAGCAAUAGUGGGCUUACUCAACAGGACGGGAGAGGAAAGAAGCCGGCAAACCUUGUGUGACAAGCGUGACAACAAUUUUGCAACUCACUAAUAACAAACGAAGGAGCAGCCUUCGAAAACUUCGAAAUUGCUGGGUGACAAAAACGUUUAUGAGCCCAUACAUUCUUCGAGUUUUUAAAAGAUAAUUUAUCCGAAGCUAUUCAGCAUACAGGGCUCAAAUUUUUACAGAUAACUGAAAUUGUUGUUGUUGUUGUUUUUUUUUUUCCCUCGAUAUUCAGAGAGUUUAUUUUAAUAGCUUGUUCAGAGAAUGAAAGGCAGUUAUGCUUUUAAGGGAAAAAUACGAGGAAAGAUUCGCCUAGCCGAUUUUGUUAUCCAUUAGAGAGGGAUUUAUCUGGUGGAUGAUGUUAUCUGGACCGCUUGAACUACUCUAGCCCGGUGAAGAGAUCACCCCUUCGGAUGAACUGACUGUUGCCAUUUCAGCAAACGUUUUGUACAAUGUCCAGUGACUCUAAGUUCUUUCAUUCCAACAGGUUCGAGUUCUUACAGAUCUUGGAAUGUUUUCUGAAGCGAUAAAAGUCUUGAUGGGCCUACUGCUGGGUGAAAAACUUCCUUAAAAUAUCAGAUAUUGGUUUUAGAACAGUGGAAAGUAAAAGGGUAUCAUAUAUGAUGAUUGUUUGAUAUUUGUUAAACCCAUCUUUUCUCAGUUCAAUUAUUUUUACCAUUGAGAUCACUCGCGUAUUAUCCCUCGUUUUUGUUGUCUUUCCCUCAGAAAUCUCCUCCAGUAUUCAACAAUGGGGAAUCUCUUUUACAUCCGGGAAAUUUAGCGGUAAGUAACAAUCCCGCUGACUCACAAAUCAGGAUAGUUUUAGAAUCAAAGAAAACCCUGAAAAGACCUUAAAAAUACUACUCGGAGAAUUUUCUUGGGUGAAAAAACUCUGCAUAAAACAAGACCGGCUAACAAAAAAGAAUUUCUAAGUAAAGAAGAUGGAGAAAUACAUAAGAACGAAAGAAAUCUAGUAGAGAGAUAACUAAUGCAAGCGCUUCAGAAAAACAGUCUCAAUUUGUCCAGCGGUUUUUCUACCAGGCUCGUUUCACUUCCUUCAUCGACAAAGAGAGUACGAUCGAGGAACUUUGCUUUUGACAAAUAUAUUAAUUACGAGUUUCUCAUACAAUUUUAUAGGUUCUUAACAACUUGAUGGACCGCCGAUUACAGCCUUCGCUCGCAGUGCUGUAUGGAUCAUAUCUAACAGGACAGCUCACUGUUGCACAUGCGCACCUUAUGAUCGCUAUCGCUGAUACAAUUUACGCCAUACCAGUAGGCUGUCUACAAGAGUAAGUUCUUAUGACUUUGCAACUUCUUUUCCGGUUUUGUAGCCGCAACCAAACAAAACCAGUUAAAACCUGUAUCACAUUUUCCUUUUCCGUAUUUUUGCACGGUAUCAUACACUAAUUGUAAUAACAUUGCCAUCGCAAAACGAAAAAAAGAUUGCGGAAAAAUAUAAAUUUGGCACGCUCACUACAUUCAGGACUCUGGUCUAACAAAAGAAUUAACGAAAUCAUCUUUACAGUUUCCAAUUUACGUUCUACCCACUCAACUGAUUUCAAAACGUUGUAUUAUACAAUACGCUUCUCUGUAAACGUUUACUGCCACGUCUGCCUUUUCCCUUGUGCUGCUCUCUGCAUAGGUGCGAGUUGUUUUUUUACUUCAUGAAAACGUGGGAAAGAACUUUUUUGAAUGCGUUUUAAUCAUAACUGUAGUAAAAUUCUCAAAUCGCAUGGGCUAACAACUGUCCUGAUUUCAGCAUUAACCGGGCAGUGUGGUAGUUAUUGGACAGACAUUAUGCGCGAUAGCUUGCGGGCCUUUUAAAAAAAUACUUAAAUGAUUAGUAAACUUUACUUAAUCAGGGUGGCCCAUUCACCUUUACGGCUGGCUAAAUACUCUCGAAAUAUCUCUUACUUUAACUAGGAAAAAAAAAACCUAAAAUAUUUAAAAAUCGUGUUAUAGUUAUAGGAUAAAUGGGUAAUGGAACUUCGUAUCGUUCAAUUCGGACUGUAAUGAAACUCGAAAUUAAACAUUUUGUGAUUUGGUUAAUCGCUCGUAUAUUACUAUUAUUUAUUGUUGGUUAUAUUUGUAAUCGUAUGGUCAUCUCUUACAUCGCUCAAAGAACCAAACAGAAUUUUAUCGACUGACCAGUAAAAGUUAUACUUUUUGGCUUAGUCUCACUCGAUAUUUGGAAGCAAAAGAAGAAGAGCAAACUAUGCAAGAGCUACAGACGAUACCUCCUCUGUCACAGUCUCAAAUGGGAAAGAAAAACAGCAAGAAAAAAAUCAGCGGUGAGUUGCAAAGAAAGUAAACACCCGGUUAUAAGAACCUAUGAUUUCAGGCGCAUUCAGGCUGAUCAUGUUCUUAUUUACCGGGUGCUUAGUGGGAAAUCUGCCUGGAAAUGUUCUUAAAAUGUAUUUCAGAAAUACAGAACUUCACAUUAUACAUUGCAAUGUAUAAAGUAUAGGUUUAAUUAACAACAAUGUUUUAUUACGUACGUCGAGGUACGUGUGGCUCUUAGAGUUUGUAUGGUCCAGCACACUUCAGUACUUGAAUAUGGGUUACUACAUCGGUGGUUUCUUAUUUUGGCAUCCUCCUUCUUUAUAUGCAAGAGCAUGUUUUAUUUAUCAGGCUAAAUUGGUUCUAUAAAUGUUGCUUUAUUUGCCAACUUUCAGCGUGAUGUUCUUGAUGCACAUGUUUUUAUAUGCCAGUCUUUACUGUACCUCAGGAGAGAACUUGAAAUACCUUUCAUUUAACUGAUCACUCGUUAAACACCUUCAACAACAACAACAACAAAAAAGAUAAACAGGAAAGCACUUCUUAAUAAUUUCCAUUUAAAUGCUGCCAUCCACAGACUAAAAGGUCUUAACCAAUCAAGGUCUAAAGCAUUAUUAAUUAUUAUACAGUGUAAUUGGGAUGUGAAAUAUUAGAGAAAAAGGGAAACAUUUUUCUUCUCUAUAUCUUUAACUUAUAGCUUUGAGUUACGAAGAUGUUAAAGUACAAGCUUGUACAUAGCCAUAAUUGAGAAACUGCUACCAAUACCUAUUUAUGUGACAAAUUAUUCUAAAUACAUUUUAUCUUUUCAGAUGAUGUAACUAGCGUUAAAAGCAGUCAGAUCACACAAAGAAAGCAACUUAUUGAUGCCAGCACGGCCACCCCUCAACUGACCAAGGUACAAGUAUUUUCAAUUCAUGUAUUAGGGUAAAAUUGCAGUUGCUUUUUUGUAGGUAUAAUGUGUUAGCUGCAAUUCUGUUUUCGCUUAUUACAAUAUUAAACGUUGAUUUUAUAUCUUAUACUUUUGUUAUUUGCAGGGUUUCCUUCUGGCGUCUGCGGAAUUAAUUCUGACUAAUUUGUGCGAAUCACUGACUGAUGCUCAAGAUCAAGGCAGCCUGGAAGAUGAACGUAAGUAACUCUGAUCAAUGCACGUCUUAGUGCUAAAAGUGCUCUUUCGAUAUUUUGAGGCCUCAGCGCCUUGUAUCACUUGGCUGCAAAGUUUCCCGCGUCUUUUUAUGGCAACAUAUUUCCCCGCGUUUUAACAAGCGACUUCUUUUCCCGCUUUCUUCAAUGACAACCUCGACCGCAGGGAAAAGCCCUGGGGACAAGAUUGCUUUACGGACUGUCUGUUUUACCGCCCAUUCUAUGGAUCAAUUUAGGUAUCUGGGAAACUGCCCACCUACCCCUCCCCUAACCCCAACAUUUUGCCCCAAGUGAGACGCAAAUGUUAACGUUGAGUUAGGGGAGGGGUAGGUGGGCAGCUUCUCAGAAACCUAAAUUGAGCCCGUGUUUUCUCAUGUCUCAACCGCGUUCAUUGGGUAUUUUCGCUCUUUUUGUAGCGCUAAGUUUAUCUUCGGUGGAUCUGGAACAAGUUUGCCUGUCUCGUUUGGAACUAGCACAAAUAGCCAGUCAGCGGCAUCAUGCAGUUACCAGUGGAAACAUCGUAUAUGCCUGCAUGAGAGCCUUGGAAGACGCUGCCAUUUUGAAUGAACUGGAUUUGGAGAAACGGUACUAUAUCAGUCUUAUCGAUACAGAUUGAACAAAAAUAGGACUCUCGCCACACACUGUAGCUAUAUCUUACUCGCAAUAUGAAAUCAGUUUUAACUUACGUUAAGUUAAGUUAAGUUAAGUUUUUUGUUACUUUUAACCUCUCUUUGUUUGCAUUGAAUGGUUAGGAAGAAAAUCAUAUUUGGAGCUUGGAAAAUUUUGCGUAAACUUCCUGCUGUACUAACAAUACUUACAAUUUAUUUAUUUAUUUAUUUAUUUAUUUUCUAGUGCUCAGUCUCUAAUGUCCAACCAAGUCCGAUCCGCGCCGAGUUAUGUUUCCGGGUGGGGUGGAAACCAUUAUUUUCAGAACCAGGCGCGGUGUAGACUGGACGCGAGACUCUGGCUGACGUGCCGGCUGGCUCUGGCGCGUGGACUCGCGGAAGAGGACAGUGGAAUGGGAAAACUUGGCGGUUCAGUCAGAAGCGUGACCAGUUCGAUUGGCUCGUGUCUGCAUCACUGUCAACAAGGUAAUGAACGUGAAUCCAUCUUGCAGGAUGCCCUCAAUUCAUAUUCUUGAGAUUGUUGGUGAAGGCAGGGCUUCUGGCAAAACAUUAACAACCUUUUAGCAGGACUUCGAGUGAACUGUUGACAAGAGCAUCGCAUUAUUCCCCCUUUCAUUUCCAUAGCCUGUUAUCAAUACGUGUCUUUCAACAAAUUUGAGGGCCACAAGUUUAUCACUUUUAUCAUAACUGUCACGUGUUUACCCUCUUUAAAUAAAGGCUUUACCUUACCUUACCUAACAAAAUCUUAAUCUCAGUAGUACUUUGUUAUGGCACUGUUUAUUAUGUUUACAAGGUGGUUCUAACUUUUGAGUUUGUGGUUGAAAUAAAAAGUCUGACCAUCCAAAUGAAAGCUACUGAGCAGUACUUUCUUGUGGUACUGUUUAUUAUGCUGUACAAGGUGGUUCUAACUUUUGAGUCUGUAGAUGAAAUCCUUAAGUGUUACCAUUUAAAUAAAAGCUACUGAGCAGUUCUUUUCUGUGGUACUGUUCAUUAUGCUUUACAAGGUGGUCCUACCUUUUGAGUCUGUGAUUUAGAUCAUUAAAUUGAAAGCUACCCAGCAAUACUAUUCUGUAUAACUUUUUUUUAUCCCGUUCGAGUCGGUACUAAAUUUCGAAUUCAUGGAUGAACUCUUAAACCUCGUAUUUAUUAAUUGGAAUAUUUUGUUUGUUUGUUUGUUUGUUUACUUCGGGGUAAAAUUGUCAAACACCAAUUAUCCGUUGCAGGUCUUGACGAGGCAGAGGCGUUUGGUGAUGUAGAGCUUAUGGCAGAGUUCUCUCUUCUGAGUGUAGUUCAGAAUUUACAGCAGGGAAAGAUGGGACCUAAUUUGUUGGAAACGUUAGAGGUACUAAUACACGAUCUGCUUCACCCUGAUCUUGCUAGGCAAUCACUUAAAUGACCAGAUCGGGUAGGCCAAUAGUUGAGUAAAGCCAUUCAGGGGAGGAUUUUCUAUUCAGCAGAUGACUCGUCAAAAACGUGACCAGAAUUCGAUCUAUCUGAAUGUCAACCUGAUUCUAAAUAUUGCACUAACAAAGGAAACACUGAGCUUUUACAGGAAAUCGAACACUUCAUCUUCCGUCAAUCACCCUUAAAGCUCUCAAUGCAGCAAAAGCAAGAACAAACACAGCAAAUCUACUGAGCUUCAACAAAUUAAAUCAGUUAUUUUCUUUCGUCCCUUUAGAACAUUAUAUCUCGACUUGAGCAGAGUCCUUCGUUGUCUUUCUCUGUAAAGUUGCUGUUAGUUUUGGCAAUCAUUCAAUACGCAGACAUCAGACCUUCCUCUCACAUGACCUCCGGGAUAUCGUAUCUGAACAACACGCUGUCCGCCUACAAACAAGCAAUGGCUUAUUUACUAGAUCAGGUAACAGUUUGGUAGCUGGAUGGUAUUUUUUUCGUAAGGCAUUAGGAACGAGAAGUGUCAUUUGUGUUAGCCGAACGUUGUGAGACGAAAACCCUCUCAGAUCAAGAUCUUUUUUCUCUUUGGUUUUCAUCGCGCAAGUGCAUUCUCCUGUUCCGAUAGGGCAGAGAAGUCAGAGUUGGAAAGUUCUUUCUCUGAACUACCAUGUUUCAAUGUCUGUCGCCUGUUUUGUCGCCAUUUUUGUUUGCAGCCUUAGUUGUGAACCGCGGGCAGUCUACCUAAGACCCGGGGGAGGGGGUGGGAUACAUAGUUGAAUUCAUACGUUGUUUAAUGUUAUCCAUAACAUCAAAGAACUGAAAGCGUCUGUUAAGGACGUUUUUCAAGGCUUAAAGAGUGUAAGAGGACUUUGUAAUUCCCAUGAUUUUGCUAAGAAUUUUAAUUAAGUUGCCCCCAAGCCGUCUAAACACCUGGAACAGGCUACCCAGUAAGUUGUAUCUGACGCUCCCGCCUGAAAGCUUUGCGAACAGCUAACAGGUUUGGGUGAGAAAACAAAGACAAACAACAGAAACAAUAGACUCAAGUCCUGAAACAAUAGAGCUUCGUGCCGAGAAAAGCGAAGAAUGACUAGAGGUUUUCGAAGACAUUCACAACAACAGAACUUGAAUCGUGUGUUGCUUGAGGCCCUGAAGGGAUUGUGGGUUGUUAUUUCCAUUCCCAAACCUAAGUUCGAGGUUCCAUUUGUCGCGAAAACGUGACGUAACAAAACAAACGAUAAUGGCGGAGUUUGUGGCAGUUUGUGAUAGGAUCUUAAAGCCAGAUUCUGAGUCACUCGUGUGCAAACAAAAUAACGGAGACUAAUCGGAGAUAGAAACGUCUGUCUACGCAGUCUACUGUUCAAGAUUUACUGUUCCGUGCUUCUUGCAUGUUUUUGCUCACUCUAUUUAUUGUAGGAUCUUCAUUUGACCCUCUUCAUACUGUUCUUAUGCUCUCAAAGAAUCUUAUCCAAUCGCGUAACUGCAUCAUAAACAUCACGUUUUUUCUCGUCAUUUUUCUUGCGGAAUUAGCUGACUCAGCUCGGGAGCGACGUGAAUCUCAUAGAAUCAUCCCCGGUUAUGCCACUUCAUAACAUCUACUUCACGCAGCAUCUCCUUUUGACCGACAUAAAACUUCGGCUUGGAAGAGCGCUUGCAAAACAACUACCACCUACUGACGUCACGGCAACCGAGUUGCAGGCUGCAGUGAGAGAGCUGUCACUGGGACUUGAGCUAGCAAGGGCUGCAGCUUGUCGGCGGAAGCCUAUUGAAGCACAGCUGUUAUUUACACUUGGUAUGUAGUUCGUCCCAUCUUAGUCACCGUUAUAAAUGACAAAUCAUGUAAAAAAAUAUAAAGUUGACCUUCUUUACUGAGUAAUAUAGAUGUGACGACAUGUGUUCCUGGUUUGUUUGAUUUUGUUGUUGUUGUUGUUGUUUUUUUUGUUUUUUGUUUUCGUUUUUUUUUAGUUAGCUGUCUUGUUUUUAUUUAGCUAAUCCCACCUUUAUUUUAUUAUUUUUCCUUAAAUAUUUUUGUUCCACUUGUUCGGUUACGAAGUUUCACGCCUUUUUUGGUGCAGGUCAGAUUCAAAGAAAGAUGCUACAGGCUGGUCAGCAGUCUCCUAGUAAAGUGGUGGACUUUCUGGUCCAAGCUGUGCAGUGCACCUGUAUUUCUGAUCACGACCUUGGGUGAGUAUUUCCACACAUCCAAGUGUUUCUUCUUUGCCGUUGUAGAGCUGUGUUCUUGUCAAUUAUCUUGUAACUAUUAGUUGUUUACUUGUUUAUCUGUUUGUUUCAACACUGAACAAAGGGAUUCUGAAACCGACGUUUCAAAUUAUUCUUCGACGGGCUGGUACUCAAAUCUCAGCUUUUAUUAUUUGUUUUUUUUCUCGGCAACUAAUUUUCUUUAUACAUUUUUCACUCCAAGGAAACCUACGAUAGCUCGAUUUCUUCCAAACCCAACCGCUCUAUUCAAUCUUCACUUGUCUAUGCCUACACACAGAGACAGGGCAGGAUUCCCGCUUUUACCAUCAAGUUUGUUUCUAAACUUUUCACUGGUUUCUAUCUCGCGUUUGGCACCAGAUUGCUUGUUAUGCAUACUACAUUUGUGACAAAGUUAAACACAAGCAACAUGGUUCUGCCAAUGGCAACAGAUUUGCGCUCUUCGUGAUCUUUCGCUGCUUGUUUCUUUGGAAAGUGUUUUCAUUAUUAUUUUUAUUUUCUUCUUCAGCUUGAUGAAGCAAGCGUAUUUGGAAAUGGCAUUAGUCCUUAUUAGUAACGCUAACAAAUUCAGGCCUCCUAAGACUCCAGAAGUACCUUCGCGUUCCACAGACACACCAGAUCGCACCUCAGAGACCCCAUCAACCCCUGGCAAAGAACGGAAUUGAAGAUGAGCAAGAAAGGAAGUGGGAUGGAAAAAGAUCGCAAAGAUAAAGAAUCACGAGAGAAAAACAAAGAGUUAGACAAGGAACUGAGAACCGCCUGGGCCGCCAUUCGGGCUGCGGGUAUCGUGUCCUCUGCGCAGUACAAAAUUGGUAUCCUAACGGGCGAUCCCGAAAUCACUGCGUUGAGGCUGUCGGAGAAAGCCGCCUGUUCAGUGCCAGGAUUCGCGCUGUUUGACCUUCUUGGUACAGAUGACGUCAUUAAAAGUGCCGAAGAUGGGGCUCUGGUAACUCAGAAUAGAAUAGUCACUAUGGGAACCACCAUAAACAACUCCAAUCGCGUACAAGUUACGUGGCUUCAUCUGCUUGGCUAUUUGUCGGUACUACGUCGGCAGUGCUCGUAUGCAGCCCUCGGAGUGUACUCGGAAGCUGAGGAAGUGACGAAUAGCAGCGGUGGAGUGCUGCCGUUGUUUAGUUCCAAUAAAGCUCUGAACCUCUCCAAGAUGCAUUCGUUUUUAAAAAACGAGUUGGGCCCUUAUGCAGUGGAGUGCUGUUGGGUUUACCCACCCGAGGUCUUGUCGAAUUACGGACCCUCUGUCACAGGAAUCCAGACUAUGGUUACCAAGUCUUUUCAGAUGGACAUGACAGAGGACACCUCGAAAAAGUCUGGUAAGAAUUAAUGAUUCCCAAAUUGUCAUUUUACCCCAAGAGCGGUGAGUCGCUUUUGCUAGUUUUUAGCACUUUAUUUGGAACUUUGAUGACUCUUUUCCAAGCAAUCAAUGGGGCUACGCUAUGCUUGAUUUCGCUUUUAAAAAUGUGAUAGCCUUUUUUAGUUGCUCACUGUCAUCAGUGCUCGUUUAUGGCGAUUGAUUUUAGAGACGCUGUGGCCGAGUGGUUAACAGUUCGAACUUCGGACUCAAGCUUCCUGUCGCCUUGUUGCCUUAGACAAGAAACUUUGUUCCACUUUUUUCUCUCCGCUCAGGCCCCUGUACUUGGGUGACCCUGCAACAGACUAGCAUCCCGUCCAGGGGGUAAAAAAAUAUCCGUAGGUGCUUCAUGUUAAUGAAACGGGGUAUAGUUCCGGCUAUGUGGGUCUGGGGGCUCGUGUGCGCCCUUCCCCUACAAAAUACCGAUCGACUAAGUUAUGGUAUGGGUUCCUUUUUUUAGAAUUCGUAGACAAGUCAACCACGGCAAACGAUUUUGAAGUGUGCGUCCAGUGGUUCCAGCCGGAGCUCGAACGUGUGUUGUUAGAAGACCCCGAAGACACCCAAACACGGCAACCUGCUCUGUUUCUCAUUUACGCGUUUAACAACAAGGCACUGAACUUAAUCUCUAACCCAGUCUACUCGACUGUUAAGGCUGGGCUUUGUCACGUGACUGAGCCUCCUGCCCAAACCUUUCACGAAAAGCUCAUGGCGACUUUGGAAAUCGCUGAGAAUGAUCUGGCGCCUAAUCCACAACCUUCGCAAACGGCAGUAGGAACGACUGAACAGAACACUAGAGGUGAGUUGAAUGAAAAUUACCAUUUUUCAUCAGCUAAAAACAAACAGGAACAUUCUGAGAAUUGCUAAGCCUAGCAGAAUGUACGAUCAGUGUGUCUCAUAAUUAAUUAUUAUCCUACUAAAAGACUUGUCUUCCUCAGUUACUCAGUUGGAUCAGCGCUGGCCAGGUGUUUCUUGUCUAAUGUAAACCGUGAGGGGCUGGGUAUGAUUCCGUUUAUUAUGGGAUAAACAACGUAAGAUCCACAAAAUCAGAAAGAGGAAACCGAGGUUUGGCGUUUAUCGGGCCUAUAUUGAACGAGAUACAGCCAUUCAAAGACUCCAAAAUUUACCAAGAAAUGUAUGAACUUGCGGCCAGUGUGUCAUCUAAAUUUUAUAGUUUUCAAGUUUUAUAAUGAUGGUAUCUUGUUUGACAUUGGCUUGAUUAACAGCAAACUUGAGAAUAUGCCUAACUUCAAUGUGCUGAGCUCUUUCUGGCUGUAUGGGUCUCACGUUGUGUAUCUCAUAAUACACAGACUCAUACCCAGCCCUCCUCGGUUUGAAAUUAAGCGAUAAUCGAUUUUGUCCCACGUUCCCGCUUAUACUGACUAUGGACAGCAUAAGUUCCGCACACGUUAUACUAUCACGUGACCCACUAAGGCAACAAGUCUCCCUUUCAAAUGCACUACCUGUGCCUUACCUUUAAUCAGGUGCCUUUUGUACGAAAAUAGUUUUGGUGUCUGAAAAGAUUGUUAAUUUUUUUGUCCCUUAGCCCGCCCCGUGAGACAAGAAACCUCUCAGUUAACCGUCCCUGGAGCUCCAGAACAGAAAUCGUCAACAACUACAGGGGCCACGCCACGUAAGAAGAAGAGCAUUGGGAUCCGGGCUCUUUCAGCUAAGCAGAGAAAGGACGACAACAUAAGAGCCCUUCUAAAAGAGCAUCUCGGUGAAAUUAGAACCUUGCUAUACUUGGAAAAAUCCGUGCCGCUUGAGGUGAGCUGCUUAAAAGAACCUUUAGCAAGCGAGCGAAUAAAAGAACUCGGACUUUAAAAAAAAAAAAAAAAAAAAAAAAAAAAAAAACGGUCGUAUUUUUUUAAAUUUUAUUUUACAUUAUUUUUUUUCUGUUAAGGCCCGUUCGCGCAGAUGAAUUACUUUCAAUUUUUACUGCUCAGCAGUUUCAUUCUGUCCUUGCCUACUUAGAGAAACCUUCGACGAUACUUUACGUUUACGCUUAUUUCAAUGAUCCAAAAAAGCAUAGCCAUCACAUGGAUAUAAGAAACAUAAAUAAUAAUAAUAAAAAUAAUAAUGAUGAUGAUGAUGAUGAUGAUGAUGAUGAUGAUGAUGAUGAUGAUAAUGAUAUUGAUAAUAAUAAUAAUAAUACAAAAUAAACAAAUAACCCGGAAAGUGGUAGCUAAAUUAACAGAUUAAAUUAAAAAUCAAUUCAUAUAAAAAUUGCCCAGGCCAACGUUGAAGCCUUUGACGAUUAGCUGAGUAAUCACUUCAGGAGGUAGGCUGUUCCACAAGUUCAUCGUGGUGGGGUUAGUCAGUGCCACAGUUCACAGCAGUGUAUCUCGCGGGAUGGUAGUGAUGGAUUCUGUUGUAAUAUAGUGGCUGGAUAUAUAAUGGCAUUGGGAUAGCCACUAUACCCCUGGAAAUCUUGAAAAACAACAUCAUCCUUGCCCUUUCUCGUCUCAUCCGUAAAGGCUGCCACUUAAGUUCCCGGAUCAAACGAGUCGCUGUCCCCACUUCUUUCUAUUUUAUACUAUUUUAUUUAUUUAUUUAUUCAGUUAUUUAUUUAUUUAUUUAUUAUUUCAGGAGGUUCCAUUUGAAGUCACCUUACAGAACGUGGCAUGCCUAGAAGCCUUGUUUGACCCAAGCCGAGGCCAUAUCGGCCAAACCACGGAAGCGUUUUAUUCAUGGCUAUCUUCGCUCAUGAAAAAUUAA